Trypanosoma cruzi is the source of this 747-nucleotide messenger RNA. RefSeq lists its product as uncharacterized. The coding region runs from base 1 to 747 and encodes 248 amino acids. The transcript has a single exon. NCBI's taxonomy places the organism in Eukaryota, Euglenozoa, Kinetoplastea, Trypanosomatida, Trypanosomatidae. The record is from RefSeq and is a predicted model, not a curated record.
AUGCAUACUAACCUUGAAGAAAAUGCAAGCACUGUUUCGUUGCCCGUUCAUUUUGAUACACACGGAGUCGCGUCUUAUGAGGCCGAAGGCCAUGGAGCGGGCGGCCUUGACUGCGUUGGGGAAAUGCAAAUGGACUGGAAAAUGGGCAAUUCCCUUCAUUUUUGUGGAAAAGAUGCCGAGUUAUCUCCUGUCAACUUCCCUUUUUUAAGUCACCAUCACAAAAGUUCAAGGGUGACUGAUUGGGAGAAACUUUUUCAGAUUGAAAGCGAGUUGCAAUACCUUGGUGAGGAAGUGGGUUUUUUCCUUCAAAAAUUAGGUCGCUCUUUGGUGGGUAAUGAUCCUUUGGAUUCCGUGGAUGAUACCGUUGAAUUGGGGGAGGCUCUACAGAUGGUGGAGAGUCGGCUAAAUAGUAUUUUUGCGGGGUGCGAUGACUCGGGUAUGAGCCAACGAUUCCUUAGCAAGGACGCGCUUCACAAAGCAACAGACUGUAGCCGCGCCUUGAUGGCCUACCGUGGGGUGGCAGAAGCUGCUGAAUCAAUGAAGAAAUUACUCACCGGUGUCUUUAACUAUAGAGUUCUUUUGCCUUUUGGAGCAGAUGCAAUGAAGCGGGCUCGGGAAGUCUCAUUGCUCCUGGAUGACAUGGAAAAAGUCCUUGACUCUCUGGAGGCCAGAGUGGAAACACUGAGGGAAUUGUCAGAGACAAGACUAGACGUUUUGAAGAGAGGUUUGGAUGAUCUUUCAAAAUGA